Messenger RNA from Malania oleifera, 830 nucleotides. Its product is annotated as DNA-directed RNA polymerases II, IV and V subunit 9A. Gene Ontology annotation, biological process: transcription initiation at RNA polymerase II promoter; DNA-templated transcription; transcription-coupled nucleotide-excision repair. NCBI's taxonomy places the organism in Eukaryota, Viridiplantae, Streptophyta, Magnoliopsida, Santalales, Ximeniaceae. Gene Ontology annotation, molecular function: zinc ion binding; DNA-directed RNA polymerase activity; nucleic acid binding. Bases 239 to 583 code for a protein of 114 amino acids. Gene Ontology annotation, cellular component: RNA polymerase II, core complex. The record is from RefSeq and is a predicted model, not a curated record. The transcript is spliced from 4 exons.
AGGAACGUGCAAUGCACGUGCCCUCUACCGUUAAUGGAGUAAGUUUUUCAGGGAGCGAGGGGUAGCCUGCAAAAGAGAACACAAGCGCAGCGAGGAGUGAGCACUGAGAAGUGAGGAGUGAAGAGUGAAGCUGAAAGGAGAGACUGCGGAAGCGGGAACGAGUAACGACUCUGAGAGUGAAAACCAAAUCAAAUUGCAGAUAGAUCAGAAAGCCCUAAAAUCUCUUCAACUGUUCAAAAUGAGUACAAUGAAGUUCUGCCGCGAAUGCAACAACAUUCUUUAUCCGAAGGAAGAUAGGGAGCAGAAGAUUCUCCUCUACGCUUGUCGCAAUUGCGACCAUCAGGAGGUUGCUGAUAACAACUGUGUCUAUAGAAAUGAGAUACAUCACUCUGUUGGCGAGCGUACUCAAGUCCUGCAGGAUGUUGCUGCGGAUCCAACACUUCCUCGUACAAAAUCUGUUCGUUGUGCUAAUUGCGGUCAUUCAGAAGCUGUCUUCUUUCAGGCUACUGCUAGAGGAGAGGAAGGUAUGACACUGUUCUUUGUAUGCUGCAACCCAAACUGUGGCAAUCGCUGGAGAGAAUAGACAUUGCGAUCCAAGAUUUGUCCGACUGAUUCUGAAUCGAAGUUGAUAGCGUUGAUGCGAUGGGAUUGACACAUUUGUAUCUUUGGUUCUUUUCUGUCACGACUAAAGACAUGAAGAAAAAACUAAUGGAUUUGAUGCUAUGGUCAAUGACAUGUAAUAGCAUGGGGGGCUCUCAAUUAUAAGAUAUAUAUAUAUAUAUAUAUAUAUAUAUAUAUUUUGGCUUUAUAAAAGAAUUUCGUUUUUAGGG